Messenger RNA from Soboliphyme baturini, 252 nucleotides. Lineage: Eukaryota; Metazoa; Nematoda; Enoplea; Dioctophymatida; Soboliphymatidae. The record is from the annotation of a GenBank genome assembly.
AUGGUGGCGAAAAGGCCGCCACCGGUGCAGGACAUGCUCAUCAUAGCGUCAUCUACCCCCAGUGACCAGCGAUUGAUCGCUGUCGACAGAAGGACAACGAGGAUCCGUGACCAAAAAUCGACUCUACCGCUUACUCGUCGACUAAGUGACCAUUUGAUGAGGAUGGGGAAGAAGAACCUCGAACUCGACGUCCAACUAUUUUCGGUGCAGCUGCCGGAAGCCCUCUGGCCUCUGAAUCGCACGUACGCGUAA